CCAAAGCCUCCUUACGCUUCCCAACGAGUGCACUGGCAGCAGGCAUGGUGAACCAGCUGAAGAUCGCAGAUGCUCGCAGUGAGAGUAGCAAAAGCAUCAUACAGGAUGAGGAAGAGAAAACAGGAUUGGGGCGGUGUGGCUGGAUAUUGUUUCUCAUUUCUGUGCUGUUCACAUUGGCUACUUUUCCUAUAUCUAUAUUCAUGUGCAUAAAGAUUGUGAAGGAGUAUGAACGAGCUGUUAUUUUCAGACUGGGCCGUAUUGUGGAUAGAAAACCUAAAGGACCAGGCAUUUUCAUUGUGGUACCUUUCACAGACACAUUUGUGAAAGUGGACAUGCGCACCAUCUCCUUUGAUAUUCCACCACAAGAGAUUCUGACCAAAGACUCAGUCACUGUGUCUGUGGAUGGAGUAGUGUACUUCCGAGUCAGCUGCCCUAUUUCCUCGGUGGCUAAUGUCUCCAAUGCCAACUCUUCUACCCGGCUGUUGGCACAAACCACACUGAGGAACGUUCUGGGGACCAAGAACCUUUCAGAGCUUCUUUCUGACCGACAAGGCAUCUCACUGAGCAUGCAGGAGUCUCUGGAUGAAGCCACAGAUCCAUGGGGCAUCAAGGUGGAGCGUGUGGAGAUUAAGGACGUGAAGCUUCCCCACCAGUUGCAGAGAGCUAUGGCCGCAGAGGCAGAGGCAACAAGGGAGGCCAGAGCUAAGGUGAUUGCUGCUGAGGGGGAGAUGAAUGCCUCUCGGGCGCUAAAGGAGGCAUCUCUCGUCAUCGCAGAGUCUCCCUCUGGACUUCAGCUGCGCUACCUGCAGACCCUCACCUCCAUCGCAGCCGAGAAGAACUCCACCAUCAUCUUUCCCCUGCCUAUGGACAUGAUGCAGCAGUUCGCUCGCAAGAAUUGAUGGGAUGAAGAUGCAGAAAUAAACUGCUGAAAUAAGUGCCACUUGU
This is a messenger RNA of Alosa alosa (allis shad), 945 nucleotides long. It is a transcript of the gene stoml3a, whose product is annotated as stomatin (EPB72)-like 3a. Gene Ontology annotation, cellular component: plasma membrane. Bases 45 to 899 code for a protein of 284 amino acids. NCBI's taxonomy places the organism in Eukaryota, Metazoa, Chordata, Actinopteri, Clupeiformes, Clupeidae. The record is from RefSeq and is a predicted model, not a curated record. The transcript is spliced from 7 exons.